GACUCGCAGUAGUCUACAUCAAGCGCUUCAUCCGACACGGUUAGUGCCGUCUCGUCGUCGGAUCGAGGACGACCCCUUCCGCGUUUCCGCUCGUCGUGAUCGCGCCACGUUUUCGGCAAAUUGCAUUGCGAGGCAGUCCCGAGCACACCCUUGUCCUUACCCUGAAUCAGUUUCCUUGACGGAACAGUCUGCAUUUAAAGGAUCAAAAUUCAAACGAUCGACUAAAACAGAAGAUAUAAAUGAGAAGAAGACGCAAAAGUUGCUGAUUACGCAAAGCACAUUGCGACAUAAUGGAGUUUUAAUUCUCGAGUCGCGGAGCCCAUUUCCCCGAGGAAGAUGCAAGAUCCCCCGAUCGCAGCGUAAACGGGGUAUAAGUGAAUGGAGAAGUCGACGACGGGUGACGUCAUCGGGCGAAAAAACGCGAUCGUCUCGGAGCGACGUCGAUCGCGGUUGAUCGAUCCCGAUCAAGAGUUGCUAUCGUCGCCGACUCGCUCCUGACCGCGGGGUCUAGGUCAGGAAUUAAAUUAGUAACUCUCUGGACGAAGGAGAGAACGGGCGAGGAACUAUAUUGAAUUGCGGGAAUAAGGAGGACUUGGAUCGACCUGCUCUCUCAGGUGUGAUGCCUUCCUGAAGCAGCUUCUCGCGAUCGAGAUCAAACGAUCCAGAGAACAUGGCCGAUCUCGAGAGGAUCAGACUGGUGGUGCUCGGCGGCGCCGGAGUCGGCAAAAGCGCCAUUAUACGUCGGUUGCUUGGCCAAGGUUUCACCGAGAGAUACCGGCCCACCGUGGAGGAUCUGUAUUCGCGGGAGUGCGUCCUUGGCACCCUGACCCUCAAAGUUGAUCUCUUGGAUACCGCGGGUGACCUGCAGUUUCCCGCGAUGAGACGGUUGAGCAUAGCCACAGCCCACGCAUUUUUACUCGUGUACGCGACAACGUCGUUACCGAGCUUCGAGUGCGUGAAACGUUGCUUCGAAGAAGUGAGAGAACAACGACCCGAUUUUCAGGAAGUACCGAUAGUCGUCGCCGGAAAUAAGCUCGACCUAGCACCGGCACGAAGGGAAGUACCUAUUGAAGAUGUAAGCGAGUGGGUGUUUUGCGAAUUGCCCAAGUUACGCGCUAAAGUGAUGGAAUGCUCGGCAAAGGACGAUUACAAUAUUAAGGAGUUAUUCAGGUGUUUCGUCACGCUUUCCAGAAUCGUGCCGAAAAAUCCUACCGGCGAGUCCGACGAGUCGGGUCUCAGAAGGAGAUGUUCGGCAUAUGGAUCUCGCAGGUCCGGCAGUCCUGGCGGCAGGACCAACAGCGCGGGUCCCGGUGGAAAUCCUCAGCAAGUAGUCGCAGCUCAGGGCUCCAGCGUCGUCGCUGUCACCGAGGAGGUGAAGAGUAAACCGCGUAGUCGCAGCCUGAUCAGGCGCGCCUCGAGAAAGACGAAACAACAAAUCAGGGACGCCCAUGCCGACGAUUGCAACAUCUCCUAAAGCCUGGUCAUCCUUAACGAGGAUCGAUGAGGAUAUCAGUCUCGUCGCGAACUAGGAAACCGGGACCAGAUCCCAGAUUAUUGCGUUGGGAAGCGCGACGUUUUCGAGUCAUUUGAGUCAAGUAAACGUAAGUGCAUUAAACGUAGAGACUCGGGAUUGCGCUCGCGAUAUUUGCAAGAAAGCAACUUGCGGCGGGUCAAAUCUUUUCACGGCUGUUAAGCGACGCGGAUUAGCAUUUACUUACAUUUGCUUAUUCCGCGUUGAUUCACGGGAUUUUGAAAGCAUGAGAGAUGUAAACGCGGUAAGCCGAUAAAGUGACUAUAAUUCUAGAACAAGUCUAGCUCGAGAAAAUCGGGAAGGUAUAAUAUGUGGAUUUCGUAGAAUAUAUAUCAGAAAAUGUGUGUCGAUGACAGGAAUAAUAAUAAUUAUUAUUAUUAGUAAAUUCUAAGUUUCAGAUUAGCUUUUUUUAACAAAUAUCAAAUUUGCCCAAAUAUUAAAUAUUCAAUGUAUUUUUUCUUUUACUUGAAUAAUAUUAAUUAAGUAAAGUAUUAAAUUUUCGUUGAAGGAAAAGAUGUGAAUGAAAUUAUAUAUAUAAAAAAAGAAUCUGUAAUCGAUAUACACUUUUUUGGAAUGUCCUAUAUAUACAUUAACGAUGUGAACGUGAAAGUGAUGUUUAAUGGCGGAUAUAUAAUUUUUUCAACGAAUGAAUAAACUCUUAUAUUUCUUGAUGUAAAUAUUUUCGAUUAUUCUAAUUAUAAAAGACUCAUAUAUUAAAAUAUCGUAUUUUUUAUGUGGCAAAGAAGCAAUUUUAAAUAACACUAUCUCGCAAUUAUUUUUGCAGUGUUCUCAGAAUAUCACAAAAUAUAUAUGAUACAAAGAAGGCAAUAUAAAAUUAUUGCAUAUAGAAAAGUUUGUUUAAUAUAAGAUAUAUGCUGAAUGUUCAUAUUCACACACACAUAAACAACAUGUAUAAGAUAGAUACAUAUCAUUUUCUUUUUUCAAUCUAAGUACUUCUUAGAAAUUUUAAAAGGUUCUACUAAACAUGGUAAUUAUCGCAUAAGAGUUUAAAAGUGUUGUCUUAACUUCGGAAAAUAACGCUCGUAAAGUGCGAAAUUCAUUUGAGAAAGUUAUAAGAUUAUAAGAGAAAAAAAGGAAAAAAA
Molecule: messenger RNA, 2634 nt
Organism: Nylanderia fulva
Lineage: Eukaryota; Metazoa; Arthropoda; Insecta; Hymenoptera; Formicidae
Source: RefSeq, a predicted model, not a curated record